CGGGACAGCUGCACAAGUGAGUGCAAGUCCUUCAAUCAUGGCACUGGCUGGGGUAAGAGUGAUUGAGCUGGCGGGUCUGGCCCCGGCACCGUUCUGCGGGAUGAUCCUGGCCGACUUUGGAGCCAAGGUGAUCCGUGUGGACCGUACCAAGGCUGCCAGUAUGGAUGUGCAAGGACGAGGGAAGCUGUCGGUGGCCAUCAACCUGAAGACGACCGAGGGCGUGGCCUUGCUCAGGAAGCUGUGUGUUCAGUCUGACGUGGUGCUUGAACCCUAUCGAAAAGGUGUUAUGGAGAAACUCGGUCUUGGUCCACACGAGCUGUUAAAGGAUAAUCCUCGUCUGAUCUACGCUAGGCUGACAGGCUACGGCCAGAGUGGGUGUUAUGCCACUGCAGCUGGGCACGACAUCAACUAUCUCGCCAUGUCAGGUCUUUUAUCCCGUCUGGGUCGCAGCGGAGAGAAGCCCUACGCUCCACUGAAUCUUGUAGCAGAUUUUGCCGGUGGCGGUCUGACCUGUGCUCUGGGGAUCGUCUUGGCGCUGCUAGAGCAGACAAAAUCUGGGAAAGGACAGAUCAUUGAUGCCAGCAUGGUGGAGGGAGCAGCGUAUACUGGGUCGUUUAUAUGGAAAUCUCGUAAAAUUGGUUUGUGGGACCGUGCUAGAGGAGAGAACAUGUUGGACACCGGAGCACCCUUCUACGAUACCUACAAGACUUCGGAUGGAAAGUACAUGGCUGUGGGUGCAAUAGAACCACAGUUCUACGAGCAGCUACUAAAGGGGUUGGAGUUGGACACUAGAGCGAUGCCUCCUCAGCUGAGCCUCAGCGAUUGGCCAGAGCUGAGACGGAUCCUCACUGAGCGUUUUGCCUCGAAGACCCAGGCGGACUGGACGAGGAUCUUUGAUGGGACAGAUGCUUGUGUUACACCCGUGCUGUCCUUUGACCAUGUCAGCUCACACCCUCACAACCAAGAAAGAGGCUCUUUCAUUAAGGAACCCAGCGGGGAAGAGUGUCCGCGGCCUGCCCCGGUUCUGUCUCGGACUCCUGCCGAGCCGUGCCUCAAAUCCGACCCUGUUGUCGGGGAACACACGGUGGAGGUCCUGGAGGAAUACGGCUUUGCUUCAGCGGAGAUAAAAAAGAUGUUAGCAGCUGGGAUCGUAGGGACUAAUGCUGAGACGUCGAAGCUGUAAGAAGAUGAAAUUGGAAGAUGUUCAUAAAUGUCUCAUGGAUCAACUUUACAACCCUAUCGUCAAUUUGGUAGGACAAAAAAAAAAAAAAAGGCCAAGCGCAAUGUUGCAGCUGACUAUGAUUUACCCUUAAAUCAAGUCUAGCAAAUAUAACGAUCUAAAUAAAAAUGACAUAAUUUUUGGGGCGAAAUAAAAUGAAGAAAUGUGAGAUACUUCUCCAUCCCACGCGUGCAAUGACUUUUUAAAGAACAAAAGAACUUGCACAGACACACACCUAACGCAGGUGAGUCUCAGUUCGGCAGGGUUAAAGACCAAGCUCUGGGGUACACUGAUGCGCUUGCAGUACUAGUUUGAGUACUGCCUCUGUUGCUUUCUGGGUUAUCCAGUUUUAAAGAAUCUUACGAAGCACACUAAGACUCUUUGUACUAGAUUAUUCAGCUCAAGUUAAAACCAUGUCAGAAAAGCCUGAAAAAUCACCAAGCUGCACCGUAGUAGGUAAAUAAACCCCUUUUGUUGAUUUGCUCUUCCAUCAAAGCAUCAACAUUUGUCACCGUAUUGCCUAUUGUUUGCAGGAUUUCACUCCAUUGUGAUCACCUAAAGAUCUCUUUCAGUUUCAUUGUCCUCUGGAAACCCAUUCAGAGACAUCUGAUGUUGCAGAUGUAAACUUCUGUAACACAGACCAUCGA
Cololabis saira (Pacific saury) is the source of this 1866-nucleotide messenger RNA. RefSeq names its product alpha-methylacyl-CoA racemase (gene amacr). The transcript is spliced from 6 exons. Gene Ontology annotation, cellular component: mitochondrion. The record is from RefSeq and is a predicted model, not a curated record. Gene Ontology annotation, molecular function: alpha-methylacyl-CoA racemase activity. Gene Ontology annotation, biological process: bile acid metabolic process. The coding region runs from base 38 to 1183 and encodes 381 amino acids. NCBI's taxonomy places the organism in Eukaryota, Metazoa, Chordata, Actinopteri, Beloniformes, Belonidae.